Selaginella moellendorffii is the source of this 802-nucleotide messenger RNA. RefSeq lists its product as uncharacterized. The coding region runs from base 133 to 690 and encodes 185 amino acids. The transcript has 2 exons. The record is from RefSeq and is a predicted model, not a curated record. Lineage: Eukaryota; Viridiplantae; Streptophyta; Lycopodiopsida; Selaginellales; Selaginellaceae.
AUUUCAACGGCCCAGAUUUCCUCCUACAGCUGUCACCGUCGCAAGUUGCUGGAUAAAAGGUUGAUACUUUUACGAAAAAGGAGUGUGAUUUUUUAAGCUAUCUAUUUUCGGGAAUUAGGGUUCUUGCGAGCUAUGGCGUUGGCAGCUUGCAAUGCGGCUUGGGCGCCGCGCAUGUCUCGCAAAUUUCGGGUUUCUCGAGAUCGCAGGGCCCGGGCAGCAACCGUGAUGCACGGUUUCGCCCCAGAUCUCGUGACUCCGGUCGGGCUCACGUUCAAAUUUGAAGUGGAGGAAUUGCCGCCCGAGACAUCGCCAUUUCACAGGAAACCUGGGGAGAAGAGGCCCAUUCCAUCGCCCGAGCAGACGCAGGAUGGAGCUCAAAUCGGAGCGCCCGUGGACAAGAUCGACAGGCUCGACUGGACUGAUCCGGGCGAUAUUUUCCAGUUUGUGGCCAUCAGUGCCGUGUUGAUAUUCUUCUUUUGGUUUACAAACUAUUACGUUCCCCAAGUGGUUUUCAAGGAUGUGUUUGCCAAGGCCGAAGAGGAGCAAGAACUGGCCAAGCAAGAGGCCGCUAAAACCGCAGCUCAAUCACCGCCAUCGCCACCGCCACCACCAGAGAGGACGAAGAUCAACAACAAGCGAUACAGGACAUUCAAGAAGAAAACGAAGGAACAAGUCGUGAUAGACGUGUAAAAUCAAGCUUGUUCUUCCAUUCAAGAAUUCGUGUAGAAGAAAUCUAGUUUAUUCUACUUCCUUGCUCGAAUCAGUCAAGGAAUUGUGAAUACAAGCAAACUUUUCACUGCCC